ACCAUAAGAACCUUUCAUGCUUAGGAUCCGCAUUCAUUGCUGCAAGCACUUCUCCUCCACCUCUCUCCUCUUCCAAUCUGGCAUUGGUCGUAACUCCCAGCCCCUGACAUGGUUUCCGAGAUCAAGUUCACGUCCUUCGGGAUCCCAUAUCUCGUUGAAUUUGCCAACGUCAAGUUCCGCGCCGCCUUGAAGCGUAGGUCUGCUCACCUGAGACCUAGUCGGAGCCGCUCCUCCUCCAGUAGCGCGAGUAGUGGCAGCAGCAAUAGCAGCGGCUACGUCAGCGUUGAAGCUUCGCUAGCUACUGCGUCCUCCGAAACUCUCGUAUACUCGGACGAGCGUGAUGGCGAAGGGUUAUACAUCCAGUUCGCUUCACGUCAAACGGACGCACCACGACCAUUGUCAGAGACGCGCCUCGCUCGCUUGAAGCAUCGAAUCGCGAACGCGGUCCUUGCGGCCGGAAUGGACACCCCUGUGGCAUCGGAUGUGUCUGAUCCUAUGGGUCAAGUCAUCCACCGACUGUCACAGAGAUUCGAGAAGCAAUCUCAUCACUCUCCGAGCUCGUUCUAUCGUGGGACGUAUGGUCAAGUUAUCGGUGCUCUCCAGUCGGCCGGUCUGACUAUCACUCCUUGCAAAGCCUCCGGACUUGAAGAUGCUCAAAGACUCGGUUCUCUCUUCGUUGCGAAUCAUACGGAAUUAGGCACCGUUGAGCUGACGAAGCUAACACUGUGGGCUUGAUGUCCUCCCUAGUGUGAUGCACCAUUCAAACCUGCGAUUUGCAUUUGUCUUGAUACAGGCCAAGUCCAGCACUCUAUUUAUGGAGGAGAGCAAUAAAGACUUUUCGGGUUGUGGAGUUAUUGCGGUUGGCAUAUCUUUAUCGUAUUCUUAUCCGGUUCACCAUAUCAUCGCAAGGCCAAUGAUAGCAUAGGUGUUCCUGACGUGAAGUCUUAUAUAGAGCUAUAUGUAUAAAUACAACAUUCGUGUACAUUACAUGGACAGAUCCUUGGAAACCAAUCUCAGCGUGCAAUUAUCUUCCU
Molecule: messenger RNA, 1034 nt
Organism: Somion occarium
Lineage: Eukaryota; Fungi; Basidiomycota; Agaricomycetes; Polyporales; Cerrenaceae
Source: the annotation of a GenBank genome assembly